This is a messenger RNA of Planococcus citri (citrus mealybug), 5703 nucleotides long. RefSeq names its product probable ubiquitin carboxyl-terminal hydrolase FAF-X. The record is from RefSeq and is a predicted model, not a curated record. Gene Ontology annotation, biological process: protein deubiquitination. Gene Ontology annotation, molecular function: cysteine-type deubiquitinase activity. NCBI's taxonomy places the organism in Eukaryota, Metazoa, Arthropoda, Insecta, Hemiptera, Pseudococcidae. The transcript has 24 exons. The coding region runs from base 3922 to 4341 and encodes 139 amino acids.
CGUUACAUUUUUUCGUUACAGAUAUAAUCAUGAUACAAUUACGUUUAUUAAAAAGGGAAUUUUUGAAAAAGUCAAGCUUGGAAGGUAAAAAAUCUCAUUUUUUGACUCAACUUGAAAAUAUUGUAACUAAAAAAAUAACAAAAAAGGUAACAGAAUUUUUUCGUUUUUCAUUACGUUACAUCAAGAAAAAUAUCGUUACAUUACGUUUCAGUUACACAACAUCACAUGAUCAAAAUAACGUUUUCGUUACAGUUCCGUUACCUGUAACGAAAAAAAUUUCGUUAUUUUCGUUUUUCGUUACAGUUACUGUUACGGGACGCCAACACUGUUUUUAAUUGGUUUCAACUUUCAACCACUACCACAACCAUUUCAACUUCUUUUUGUAAAUUUCAAAAACAACAACAACAACAACAACAACCCAAUAUAUUUGAAAAAAAUGAAAACCAAUUCAUUUAAAAACAACCAUUUGGGAAAAAAAUUUGAAUUGAAACAACCAAAACCACCAAAAAGUUGUGUUCUUUGGAGAAACCACAACCACAACAACCAUUUCAAUUUUCAAAUGUAACCAUAACCAAUUACAACCAAUUCAUGAAAUGGUUCUUUUUGGUUUUUGCUAUUUUUUUCAAUUUUUCCAGACCUGUGAUGGAAAUUUUCUGGUUUUUUGUCUCAAAUCCUACUUUUAGUAGUCCUGAAUUAGUUUUUGUAUAAAUUUAUUUGAAAAUCAAAAUUGUUUUUGAUAUCAAAACCACCACAACCACCAAAACCAUUUGAAAAUUUGAAAUGGUUUUUGAUGUGAAAAACCACCACUACCGCAAAAAAAAACUAUUAUUACAGAACCAAAACCACAUCCACAUCUUAUUAAAAAAAAUUGAAACCAUUUCAAAACCAGAACCAGAAAAACUUUGAAACCUAAACCUUAAAACCAAUUGAAACCGUUAUGGUUUGUGAUUGGAAAACCAAUUCAGAAACCAUAACCAAAAACCAUUUAUUUUUGAGUCCUUUAAAAACCACCUACCACAACAACCAAUAAAAUCCAAAUGGUUUUAAGCCCUGAUGGAAACUCGUAUCCAGAGCGGAGAUGGUUUUGCAACGAAUAACGCUCUUAUACUGAUCAAAGAUGCGUUCUACUCUACUCGUUGCGUACAGCUUGGUGGCUUGCACAGCUGUUCAAUAAUUCAUCGACGAGGUAAAUAUACUUGCAAUUAAUUUCAUAGGUUCAUACUGUAAACGCUAUGCGUUUUUUGAAAACAAUUUCUAUUUGUACAAAACUUGCCCGGAUCAUUUGUCUUUUCGCAGAACCUGCCCUAGAUAUCGAUAACAGGACUUCGAGGGGUUAGCUAGUCGAUAUUAUGCUGAAUACAUUACGCAACAUCGACCUUCAUUAAAUCAUGUGUAUGCUUACUCUCCCGUACACCUAAUCAAAAAGAACAUACCUACUGCGCGAGUUCCAAAUGAUCAGAUUGAAAAAUGCUGUUAAGGUAACGCAAAAAUAAUUGCAAAUUCUUUCAUUCAAUGGUGAAAUGAACACGUUGAACACGUUAGCCGGAAUACAUUAUUCUUCUAAACGGACGCAGUAGGAUGGACCACGAAAACAAAAAAUCGUUGACCUGUAAAUGGAUGGAGAAACGGAUAUACGAGAAUAACGUAUUAGACAUAGUUCUUCGUGACACUUUGGACCAGCCUCAGCGUAUUGAAAAAUUGGAGAAAAAUUGUUGCAAUUCUAUGCAAUUCAUCAUCCAAGGAAAAAGCUCUCACGUUUGGCUGCUGAGUUGGGCGAACACGAUGUGUUUCAGAAAAAUGUUCAUGAUUUGUGGGCUACGUUGGUGUCGGAUUCAUCGUCGAAACAACUCGAUCGUGGUUUUUAGAUGUUUCAAGGUAGCUGGUCAACGGCGAAUAAAAAGUCGACCGAAAGUUUGCUCGAGUUUAUGAGGUGGCUGGCUGAAGACGAAACAGAUAGUGUCACGACGUAGAAAGUUUUUUCGUUGCUUUGGAAUCCUGAAAUGCUGGAUCAAGCGCCAUCAGCCCAUGUAAAAAACUUGCACUGCAGUUGUUCGCAAUAUCGACAUGUAGAAAAACCAUCGUGGAUUAAUGAAUGCGUCAAAAUAAUUGAAGAAUGAUAGUGGUUGAGUGUUGCCAGCUUUGAAAUUGAUUAAACAUAUGUGCAAUUUGUACGAACAAUCUUCAAAUAUCGGACAUACGCGUAGGCAGCGUGUAUUUCAUAGAUUAUUGAAAAUUUGCAACGUUGAUAGUGUUUAACUGUGUUGGUGACUGCAAAAUUCGACUUCUUUUACAGCAAGUUGUGAAAGGAUGGCAGGUCAUGUCUUUGUACCGAGCAAGCACGUUAAAUUUGGAAGUGCUUGGCUGAAAAGGACGUAAUAUUUGAUUGCGAUAAAGAGGCAUGCUUCAAAUGGUUUUCAAAUAUCAUUGGUGAAAUUCUACCACUGCAGCCGCACAUUUACACAGAGUUUUUCGAGAGUAAUGCCGUACAAUUUGACCAUACUCAGCUGACGGAAAGCGGUAUGAAAUGUUUCGAAAGAUUUUUCAAAACUCAAUUCAGAUAAAACUUGAAUUACCUACGUCAAAAAAGAAGAGAUUAUCAGACUGAGUACCUUGAUUUCAUUGGAACUGAUUAUUUAUGGAAGGUGCUUACUUAUGGCGGUAAAGUAAUCGCAAAUCGAGCUGUAGAAUUGUUAAAAGAGGUGAACACGAAUUUGGGCCGUCGUUUGCAAACGUCGUUGUGUAAUUUUCCUGAAAACCAUGGUAUCUGAAUGUAUCAGUCGUCUGAGAGCCGUAUACGAUACCAUAGGUACAUUAAGCUAGCAAGACAGCUCGUGUAUGGAAUCCAAUACAUAAAAAAUCCGUCUACAUGUUGCUCUCCAAGAGGAUGAAACUGAAGAUGAACACGUUUUAGUUUGCAAAGAAGCCUUUCAAUUGUUUUCCACCAAUAUGCAUGACAUUGAAUAGAUUCGGGUUGGAUAAUUUACACGGCGAGACAUUAUGGCAACAUUUCGCCGUCAAUUCGGUUCUGAUGGAGCGUAACCGAGCUAUUCGCUACUUCACUAGCGAACAGAUAUUGCUUAUGAUGUCGUUCUGGCAUAGUCAAGCGCCUUCGUUGAAAUGUAUUUCAUUAAUAUUCAAUGUUUUGACUAAGGAUAUCGUAACCGAGAAGGGAUCUUGUGCGUUUGAAUACUUUCAUUGACUGUGCCGAUCGAUCAGCGUUGUUCAACAACGAGAAUGCAUCCUACCCAAUAAUGAAGAAUUGUUGAAUUAUGAAAUAACGUGGUUAAAGAUGGUGAAGGAUAACGUAAAAAUUAUGGUAGGUACUUUGUCGGUGGAUUAAAUAUUAUUGCUGGAAGGACAUUUAGACAUCACGAAAGAAUUAUUAAAAUGCAUGUACCCGGAAUAGAAGUAGAUAUUUUUACAGUUCGGACGAGAACAGUUCGGUGAAAUUAGUAAAAGUGCUAAUCGAAGAUUUAAUAUUUUCGGCGUAAAAACAAAUGUAGCAUUUUGAAAAGGCUAAAGAAACUGCAUUGGAAAGAGCAAUAAAUCAGUGUGUAAUACGCCUCAGUCUUUGGAUUCGGCUUUUGAUUUGCUAGUCACACUAUGUAUGGGUUGCGCGUCUAAUUUAAAACUGCUCGUACAAAUGCUUUGUGAUAUGUUCUAUUCCGAUAGUGAUGAUCCUGUGGUCGAAUGGGGUUAUUUACCGCCUGUCGGUCUUCGUCCACUGACCGGUAUCGCUGGAUUGAAAAACGCAGGUACUACACGUGUUAUAUGAUUACUGUGAUUCAACAGUUAUACAUGGUGAAGAGUAUCAUACUCGCCGCCGAAGGUGCAGCUACGAAUCCGAAUAAUAAAGAUUUUUCUGGCGAAUACAAAUAUGAUUUGGAUAUAGCCAUAGCCUAAGUCCUGUUGACACUGUUGAUGAAGAUGAGAAAUGUAGUGUCGACGACGUCCGCAAAAAAUACAAUUCAUUUUAAUAUACUGAAAGAAGUGCAAGCUAUUUUCGGGCAUUUGGCGAGUACUAAAUUGCAAUACUACGACGUACCGAAAGGAUUAUGGAGGAAUUUCCGACUUCGAGGCGAACUGGUCAAUUUACGAGAGCAGCAGGAUACGGUGGAAUUUUUCAUGAGUCUUAUCGAAAGCAUCAACGAAGCGUCGAAAGCACUCAAUCACGAGCAAACGAUGAGUAAGAUGCUACGUGGCUCGUUUUGGAACCAAAAAGAAAAAGGCAAAUGCUGUCAUCAUAGUGGAGAAGAAGCGAAACCGCUCGAAUUUAGUAGAUUCGUUACAACAGAACGUAAAAGGCGAACUUCUGGAUGGAGUAAAUGCGUAUCACUGUAAUAAAAGCGAUAAAAAGGUUGAAACGUGUCAUUCACUUCACCGGAUGGCUCAUCCGACAGCAAUAAUAUCGAAGACGUUUGUACCAAAACCAACUAACCGGUAUUGUCGUUCACAGCAGACGAGCCAGCGUUGGCCAUCAUUAUUCGUAUAUUUUGCAAAGGCAUAGCGACGAAUCUUCAAAAUGGUACAAGUUAGAUGACGGCUAUGUCAUCGACUGUACAACGGAAAACGAUGAAGAAAUGCAGUCGCAGUGUUUCGGAGGAUAUUAUAGGCGAGGUAAUUGAUCAAAUGCUGAAAAGGAUGAGCUACAUAAGACAGAAACGGGGGUGGAACGUGUAUAUGCUACUUUAUACUCGUCUCGAUGUGCAGGAACAGCCUCUAGUCAAUAAUUUAAAGCAGUUAUCUUUGCCUGAAUCAAAACUGAGCUUGUUAAUGAUGCCCGAACCAAUCGAACAAAGUGUCAUUCGACAAAACAUUACAUUUAUGCAUAAUCGUAAUCAUUUAGUUUCUGUUGCAUACCGGAUUUCAUACUAAAAAAGCAUAACGAGGACCAGCUUCUGAUUGAUGGAAAGUGUUAAACUUCCAUUUGACAAAUCACAUCUUGGAUCGAAGAUGUUUCGCCUACAACAUUUGUUAGAGCAUCCGUAUAGAUUUCAUGCCGAAGGUAGAACGGCGUUUAUUAAAAACGUUGCUCAUUUAACUCACUAUUCGGUGAAAGAACCGGUGCCCAGCGCACCCAGUACACCAUGUAAGUGUCUCAGGUGACCCGCCCAAUUGAACGAAUUACAUAUCAGACCUGAAGAUGAAUUGGUGGCAAGCGGUCGAAUGGCUGAAUGAAAAAUCACUUUCAUCGAGGUUCACGAUAACGAAAAAUCCGGUAGCAAUAUCUCAAACCGGUCAACGCCUCACAGCUUUUAUUUAAAAGAAAUCGGCAAUCCAUUCAGGGGGUUCCUGUAGGGGUCGAACCACUCAACGAAGACGAAGGUGAAAACAGUAAAUCAUCGGUCACAUGCUUCGAACAGGCAGACAAGCUAACACCGAAUCGAUUUCGCAGCAGAAUACUUCCUCUUUCACCGAUGCAUCGUAAUUGGUUAAAAAGAAACAUAUUUUUGCAACAGUCGCUAUGUACUAUGUAUAUGUUUGAUUUUGAGAUAAAAAUAUGCAUUUUCACCGUAUGGGUCAUCCGCUAGCAACAAUAUCGAAGAUGUUUGCACCGAGUCCACAGCGGACAAACCAGCGGUGCCCAUUAUUAUUUGUAUAGUUGUGUUUUUCUGCAUAACAUUUUGCUAAUUGCAUUGCAGUAAUUUGUGUGUAACAUUUUUUGUAUCAGUUAUGAAAUACACAAGAAUUAUUUUACCUUUA